AAGAAGUACGAAAGGCGUUCCAGAUAAGGAGUCAGCAUUGUACAUUAUCUAUUACAGAAUAUGGAAUAUAGACUUAAUAUUAAUGAGAUAACUCCGCAAAGGAGAGAGUGGACAUGCAAAGUACAACUUAUUGAAAAAGCUAGAGCAAGAUAGAGUAAGGAUGGGCGGAUACGAUUUCAAAUCAUGAUUGCGCAAGAUGAGACGGAAGAACAAGUUGUUGUUGUUUUGUAUGAAGAUGACAUAGGAAAAUAUGAAAAGAAGUUCACUCCCUUCAGCACAUAUUUGAUAUCAACAGCAAAAGUUAGAGCACCUCUACCCUAUGGAAUUCCUGUUAAUAGGUUUGAAUGGGUUCUAGAUAGAUUUACUGUUGUUGAACAAGUAAAAGGAGACAAUGUAGAGGAUCCACCAUUGCCUGCUCCAACAAGAUUAAACACAGUAUCUUUAACGAAUCUGGACCAAAAGCCACAGCAUGUGGAGUUUGACAUACUUGCUGUUGUUGUGAGUUGUGGUGCAAUAAAGAUUGCUGGCGUCCAUGGAAACAAAUGUCGACAAAUCAUAUUCAUGGAUACAAAUAUGCACCAUUUUAUGUUUACCUUCUGGGAGGACUUUGCUGAGAUUGAUGGAAGCGACCUAGAUGCACAAAUUGAAGAACAUCCGGUAAUCCUAGCAAAACGAAUUGCACGGUCUUCAUAUGCUGGGACAUCCUUUACAACAAGAUACAAUUCUGUAAUAUUGAUAAAUCCAUUAUAUCCAUAAGCUGCAUAAUUGAUGAACUGGGCGAAAAAGAAUGAAGAAAUGUUGAGCACAUAUACGCAAAGAAGUUCUCCGGAUAUAACUUCAUCGCCAAUUCUUAUAUCACUAAAUGAUGAGGCUAUACCUAUAGGAAAUAUCCAAUCACAACCUGCGAUGCAAUCUUUUCACGUUGAAGGUAAAAUAUCGUUGCUGGAUAAUGAGCAGCUAUUUUAUGAGUUAAUGUGUUCAAAAUGCAAGAACUUUGUUAGGACCAAAAUAAUAAAGGCUAUUGACUGUGUAAACUGUGAUCAGCAAGCGAUGUUAACACCCAG
Molecule: messenger RNA, 1064 nt
Organism: Lycium barbarum (goji berry)
Lineage: Eukaryota; Viridiplantae; Streptophyta; Magnoliopsida; Solanales; Solanaceae
Product: replication protein A 70 kDa DNA-binding subunit B-like
Exons: 8
Coding region: 184-756 (190 amino acids)
Source: RefSeq, a predicted model, not a curated record